This is a messenger RNA of Branchiostoma floridae (Florida lancelet), 8522 nucleotides long. RefSeq names its product breast carcinoma-amplified sequence 3 homolog. Gene Ontology annotation, cellular component: cytoplasm. Gene Ontology annotation, molecular function: protein binding. NCBI's taxonomy places the organism in Eukaryota, Metazoa, Chordata, Leptocardii, Amphioxiformes, Branchiostomatidae. The record is from RefSeq and is a predicted model, not a curated record. The coding region runs from base 492 to 2840 and encodes 782 amino acids. Gene Ontology annotation, biological process: autophagy; response to starvation. The transcript is spliced from 19 exons.
AUGAAGUAGGAUCAAGAUGUUACAUCAUUGUUGUUGAUUGAUGUUAAUCGUGUAAUUUACCCUCCCAAACCCAGCAUAUGAUAAUUCAGGUUAACAUUUCAUGUAAUGUUGUUAAAUGAUGUUAUAGAUUGAUGUUAAACAUGUUAUCUAUUUUAUUACUAUUAGUAGAUGGUUAGUGUUAGUAAGUCAAUGUUUCACAAAUACAAUGUAGUAGUUAUAGUUACAGUUAGAGUGAAUAACCACUGCAACCUAUGCGGGAGAGCCAUGUUUACACCAAGCUUGGCAUCAAACACACGAGGGCACCAGUAUAAGUAUCAAAUCCAAAAAGCUACGGGCCCGAGGGCACACUUCUUUCCCACACGAGUUACCCCAGCAUGGAAUAAACUCUCACAGAGCACAGUGAAUAGCAAGUCAGUAAAAGAGUUCAAGACAAGACUGGGGCAGGAAUGGGGACUGCACCCAGACAGACAUGAGUACCACUUCUCUUACUGAUGCUACCACCGCCACAACUAGGACAGCCUUAUUACCCGCAAGGGUAUCGACUGGCUGUGGUUCAAGGUAAAGAUUCAAGUUCGACACAACCUUACUGCACAGUAAACCUUACCAGUCUGAAGACCGGAGAACAGGCUCACUCCAUUGGCUUCAAGUCACAAGUAUAUGACAUCCAUUUUAACAAAAGGAUCGUAGUAAUCGCACUUCAGGAGAAGGUCGCAGCUUUCGAUGCCAGCACAUUCCAACAUAGGUUCUGGAUAACAAGUUGCUUCCCUUGCCCUGGUCCUCAUACGAAUCCGCUUGCCCUGGGAACGAGAUGGCUGGCCUAUGCAGACAAAAAGUUGGUCCCAACGCACCAGAGUCGAGGAGGGAUGACAGGAAACGGGAUCCAGUCAUACGCUGCCACCGUUAUCAGUGCUGCAAAGACGAUUACCAAAGGGCUGUCUAUGUUUGGUGAGACUGUGGGUCGGCUGACAGGUAACAAGGCCCAGGCGCCCUCAGAGGUCAAGAGCACCAGCCCCUCCAAAACAACUCUAAACAGGACAGGGCUGGUUCCUGGUAUCGUCACCAUUGUGGACACACUGGUCGUGGCGGAAGGAGAGCAGGUGAAUGUUCAGGACGACAAUGACGGCUCAGCGUUUGUCGCCCACUUCCCUGCACACAACGGAGAGCCCAUCGCUGCCAUGGAGUUUGACCCUAGCGGGCAGCUGCUGGUCACUGCAGACAUCCUGGGGCACACCUUCCAUGUCUUCAGAAUCCUUCCUCAUCCCUGGAGCUCGUCACAAGGAGCAGUGCAUCACCUGUACUGCUUACAUAGAGGAGACACCACGGCCAAGGUGCAAAAUAUCUCCUACACCCUAGACAGCCGGUGGGUGGCAGUUAGUACCCUGAGGGGAACUACGCACGUCUUCCCUGUCACCACCUAUGGAGGUCCCGUCAGUGUAAGGACACACACCUCAGCGCGGGUGGUGAACAGGGCCAGUCGGUUCCACAAGAGCGCAGGGCUGGAUGAGAUAGAGCAGACCCAGACAGGCAGGCACAGUCCUGUCCCUGGGUCAUCUGGCAGCCCGCAGGCUCCACCCAGUUAUCCCAGCAGCAGCAUCAUCAACAACAACUUGGAGAACUGUCGCCUCCCCCCCUUCCCCCACCCCACAGUCGUCACCCCUGCCGCUCAGAUCAAACAGCCCCUGGUGCUGAGCGGCAUCUCCAGCAGUUCCACCGCAGGGAAGUCGCCGACCCACGGCUCACCUAUCAAGCAGGACAACGUGCUGUGUGUGGCGGCACAGUUUGCCAGCUCUAGGGGCUGGAGGAUGGGCAAUCCAACAGCGUCCAGAGAAAAGGCUGACCCUGGAAAGCCGCUACCUGUCGACUCCCUGUACAUCAUCAGUUGCCAUGGCAACCUGAUGGAGCACGUCCUGGAUCCCCAACCUGUUGACAGCAUACCCAAGAUGGAUGACGCCCCCAUCCAGCUUCUAACCCAACCCCUCGCACAAUGGAACUUAAAAAGGUGUUCGACGUCAGCAGAGCUGAAGCCCCCCCUCCCCAGCAACAGUCCCCUCAUCAUCGCCGCAGACAUUGUGGCUGCAGACAACGCAGCGAGCAUGAGUAACUCCAUGGUGACCAGGUACGACUCCUAUGACAGCCUGUCAUCGGAUCAGAGCAGCCAGGAGGAUGACCACUGGCUUUCUCAGGUUGAGAUGGUGACCCACGCCGGCCCCCACCGCAGGCUGUGGAUGGGUCCGCAGUUCUCCUUCAAGACAUUCCAGACCAACACAGCGGUCCUGUCCUCCAACUCCUCGGCUCUGCUGGGCCAGAGUCCUGACGCUAACACUGUGGAUGUGCUGGCAGAGGAGCUGGAUCUGCAGAGUCUCAGAGUGCAGCCUGUACGGUCCCAGCCCGUCCCCACCCCCCAGUCCGGUAGGACGUCCCACACAGCCCCAGGGUUCGAGCCUCUCGGACAUUCACCCGGCUCCAAUGCUGCGUCCAUGCCUCUUCUCAUAGACUCUGGACCAGGAAGUUUUGACCGAGGCACAAGAGUGGUGGAGAUCUGCGGGAGCUGGCCGGAGUCUGGUCCGAUGAGGGGAGCUGAGGUUCUGGAGGACAGGCUGAGGGAGUCCAUCGCUGACGCCAUGAUCGAGUCUCCUACAAAGGAGAGACCGUCUAUCCAUAGGACAGGUUCAAAUUCCGGUCGCCGUGAGGUUCUUCAACAGGAGGACCAGCUUAGCAGUAGUUCGGGGUCCGGAGGCAGCGCUCCUCGAACCCCGGCCACGUUUGACGCCCGGUCCUCCCCACCCCACUCUAUAGACCACGUGAUGGUCUUUCCUCCCAGCACAGGGUCUCCCGACUGAGGUCCCCUGCAGAUGUAAGAUGCCAGUUGUUACUCCAGCUCCCUGCAGCUAUGUUCCCACAACAGGUGCCUCUUCUUUAGGUGACACCUGCCACACACCUGAGCAGUCACCUGGUGAGCCACCCACACAUCCUACAUCUCCUUCAGGAAUGGAUGUCCCUGGAGACUGUCCACUGUUGCUUUGGACGGGUAACUGUGCAGCCAGGUCCCCUUUGCACUGGACUAUGAUUCCUGGGCAACCAAAACUAAAUUUCUUGAACUAGUUGAACUGUCAUAUCCAACACAAAACUUGGACUCACCCAUAUUUUCCACAGAACAGCUCCAGUUGUUGUCAAGUAAUGAACAAUCCACUGCUGCCGUGACGCCACGUUAUGAAGAUGGGACACAUGACUCAGUGAGCAGUGGAUCAUAUGUUGCUGGAUGGCGCCCACCAUCUCUGUACACGGAUGGUUCUAAAGCUGAAUUUGUUGUCCCUUUAAUUUGAAUUCGUAAUUGGAAUAUGCUGCAAGAUAUAAAAGUAUGAUUUUAAAGACAACAAAACACAGGCUGACAAAUUGUUCUUUACCUAUGAAAUUCGUUGAGAAAUCUGAGAAAUCUUGUGGUUGAAGCCUCUAGAAGAAAGAAGGCGUUAGAUGGGUCACUUAACCCAAGAAGGUUGACUUCUUUAGUUCACAUAGAUAACUGUGUCUUCUACAUGUACAUGUAACUCGUUCUUCCCUCCCAUGGAGAGAGAGACUAAUAGUACAAUUACUCAAACAUUCAGUAUUCUAUUUCAGAGAUUUGAGGGCCUUAUGUUCGUCCUUUGUCAGAUUUUCUUCAGUGUCAAAUCGGCAGAGGAAAACAGUAUUCUAGUUUAAAUCUCACCUGUAUGCAGGAAUCUGCCCUUCCGGUAUACCAUACUGUACUGAAUAGUUUCUACACUAUUGGCCACAUUAAUUUGGUUCGUUGUUCCUUUCAUUUUGUUGAUGAGAAGUUGGAUGAACAAGAUAAAGGCCUUCCUUUUUGACUCCCAGAACAGGGAGGAGCAAAGAAGUCAAUUUUAUGAACAAAGGAUAUCCUCUUUCAAAUUGUGCUGGUGAUUUUUCCCCUUUUCGUUAUAGCAAAGCAUUGUGGCAAUAUGCUGGUGUUGUCAAAGAUGCAAUCUUGCAGUUUCAGAGACUGAUACCAAGGAAUUAACUUGAUGUGGCCAUAGGAAUCAAGAAAUGUGUCCAGUCAGUGUUUUUAUUUAGGCAAUUUCGACAGUAAGUUUUCAAUCGCAGAACUUUAUCCUUGCCAUCAUAGAUAUGAAUUAAAUAUAUCCAGAUUAUAAUGUACAGAAUAAUAUGUGAAGAAUUUGGGAUCAAUGACAUUAGCCCUUGUACUUAGUGAUGAGAUGUGUAGUAAUAUGGAAGAAGUUUUUUAACACACACAAAAAAAUGACAGCAGAUAAUACGAACAUGCACGAACAAUGUAGAACAUCCUUAACAUCAGAAUUUACCAGGCAAACAUAAUAUUUGUACAGAAAUUUCAUAUACCUUUCUGUUCUGUCCAUGUUAUCUAUUAUAUCAGACACAAUGUGUAGAUAACCAAAUGUUGCCUUUUAAAAACGAGUACAAAUGUUUUGUCGGCAUUACUGUGUUACGAAGAACUGUGGAAAACUUUUGUAACUUGUACGGACUUGUAUGGUGUGUAAUGGAAAUGGAAUGAUGCUAUUUAAAGAGAGGCCAAUUAAACUACACCUUACUGGAGUGUGUUAAACAGUAUAAUUCUGAUAGGACGUUCUGCAGUCAGUUUUGUUCGCCGCUUCUGGUACCGACAAGCUCAAACCCUCCUCUAAUUCUGUAGUGCAGGAUCAGAAAAGUUAUUAGAAUUUUAAUCCAAUGAAAUUCUCCUUGGGUAAACUACACCUUACUGGAGCGUGUUAAACAGUUAUAUUCUGAUUGGACGUUCUUCCUUCAGUUUUGUUUGCCGCUUACGGUACCGACAAGCUCUCCCCUCUUCUAAUUCUAUAUUGGAGGAUCAGAAAAGUUAUUGGAAUUUUAAUCCGAUGAAAUUCUCCUUGGGUAAACUACACCUUAUUGGAGUGUGUUAAACAGUAAUAUUCUGAUAGGACGUUCUGCAGUCAGUUUUGUUCACCGCUUCUGGUACCGACAAGCUCUCUCCUCUUCUAAUUCUAUAUUGCAUGAUCAGAAAAGUUAUUGGAAUUUUAAUCCGAUGAACUUGAGUAAACUACACCAAACAGUAUAAUUCUGAUAGGACGUUCGGAAGUCAGUUUUGUUCACUGCUUCUGAUACCAGCAAGCUCUCCUCUCCUCUCCUCUAAUUCUAUAUUGCAGGAUCAGAAUAGUUAUUGGAAUUUUAGUUCGAUGAAAUUCUCCUUGGGUAAAACUACAACCUUACUGGAGCAUGUUAAACAGUAUUAUUCUGAUAGGACGUUCUGCAGGUAGUUUUGUUCGCCACUUCUGGUACCGACAAGCAAACCUCUCCACUAAUUCUAUAUUGCAGGAUCAGAAAAGUUAUUGGAAUUUUAAUCCGAUGAAAUUCCUGGUGGCAGGGAAAGUGCGCCUCUCCAAAUUCAGGGCCAACUUCUCAGGUCACCUCAAUUCAUUUUCAUCACAAACGACUUUCCUGGUCAUAACGAGGUUAGCGCUGCCUGGGUCAAGGGACUGGUGUUUGGCUGGAUGGAUUUACGGAGAAAAUUAGUUAUUAUUUGCCGUAAAUCACGGGACUAUUACAUUUGUCCUUGUCACAGCGCCCCGCCUGCAAUCAGCCGGCGUCGCGACAGCCCCCGCUCUGUUCUCUAUCAUUUGUCGGACAGCUUCUGCUCCCGUUUGACAUUUUGUCGCCAUUUUUGAUGUUAUCGGCCACCCUUUCGCCUCUGAUUAGGGGGUCUCCGACGCGAUCAUUCUAGACUUGAACCCGCAAAUUUGGACUGCCGCUGCGCUGCCUCAAUACGGCUGUUCCAAACCCGGUGUUUUGGGGGCCAUUUUACCCUCACCAGUGUCCAUCAAAUGUCCAAAGCUGUUAAAUGCUGUCAGCUUCCCUUCCAACCCUGUGUUUUUCCCUACCUGAUCAUGACGGCACUUUAGUCGAUUCCCAUCGGACCUUUGUUUGACGUAUCCUGCUGGUUUACCAAACAGUUUUAGUGAAAACAGACUUUUUGUUUCCUACUGUAACUGAAAAUCUCCCCCUCUUUGCUGCCAGACAGAGACACAUUUUUGGUUGAGAAUAUAUGUGUUAUUUCUAUCAACACGUCCAUGCAUGUUUGAUCCUUUCAGACAAGACUUGCCAAUCUAGCCUGUACCGGCUAGCUUAUAUCGGGUUGCAGUUUCGAGGGUAUGAUAAUCUUGCACGAUUCAUAUGCAGCAUACUUGUUAUUGUACGGCUUUACUUUUGUUUCAUGACAUAUUUCCCUGGUGUUAUCAGAAAAAAUUUGGAAGUACAUGAUAUCUAUCCCUUGUUUGUUAUGUCUCUGUCAGUAGUCAGUCACCCCUGGCUGAACUCCUAAAGUUUGAAUAGACUAUUGAACUGUUACAAUAUUACAUGACAAUCAAUACUGGAGCCAAUGGUGGUGCCGGACAUACCAUACGUACAAUGUAUGUCACAGCACGACAUUUUCAAAACUGUAUUCAUGAAAUGCAAGAGACCCUUAAUGUAUUACAAUUACCCACAUAUAUAAACACCCAGUGUUUUACGACCCUAAUUACCAUUUUGUAAAUAUUGAUUCUCAGGAUUGGGUUCUCCGCAGGAAUUGACUGUCAAUUUAGCAUGUCGCAAUUUUGCUACCGUUUCUGUCGGGUAGAUUAUAUGAUAUCGACUGGAAGUUUAACUGUAGCACUUUGGAAUUAGCCGACUCCUCUCUCAUACUAUCUUCAGGAAUUACGGCGUCCAUUCAGACGGCAGUUACGAAAUCCCCCAUUUUACCCGCCAUCUCGCGGCGCUUUCGGAACGAAUCCCCCAAACGACGGUAAUCGCCGCGCGACUAAUGCCCCUCAGCCCGGUUUACACGGUAAAGUGCUACAAUUUUCACCGGAAUCGGGGGAGCCUCCCAACCCACCACCCCCACUUCAUUCGUCUUCAUUUACUUAAGAGUAAUAGCUCAAUAAUUGGGCUUGGGCGGAGAGUGGCGACUGGCAGAGACAGUCGACUCGAUAUCUAAAUGCAGCGUUCGCCAUUAAGGUGAUUAUUAAUUCAAACUACUCCGAGAGAGAACGCCCGACAACUUCACCUUUAGCGCCGUAUCGACCAUCGGUCGGAGAAUCCCACAAGUUUUGUUUUCCGUCCUGCGAGUCCAAUCCUGGAUAUUGCUAAUGCACAUGAGGUAUUGAUGGGCAGAUUACAGCAAUAUCAACAUGCCGAGCCCCUAAAUGAGUAAAGUGCAGGACUAAUGAGAAGUUAUACCAGAUGUGUGGUAAAGUGGGAGUUGCUCUUUUAAUUUUUAAUUCUGGAGUGUUUUGAGAACACUUUUCUGUAAUAUCACAGCCUCGGGCUGAAAAGACUUAAUCGCAUCAAAAUGGAUUUUUUUUUUCUUGAUGUGUGUUUUUGAAAUGUUAAGUUAAUGUAGAAUGAUGAUGGAACAAAUGACAGAUGAAAUGACAAAGUUGAAAGUCCUUAAAAGGUUUGAUGUGCAUGUAUUAUCUGAAAAACCCCUGCUAAAUUUGUACAUAGGUAAAAAACAAGAAAUGCUCAAAAGUCAGAAACACUGACUUGUGACACAGCAAAACAAUUGCCAUGGCGUUGGCCUUGCCCAGCAAUAUAGCUGCAGUGAUAGGGCAUGUAAAUGGUUUGUAUAAUUUGAAAACUAACCUCGUCUUUGUACAAAAAACACUUGACAAGAUGUAGCAGAAUUUUUCUGUUUGUCAGUUUUGUUGUCGACAUUGAGAAUCUAUCCUUGUCUUUAUACGAAAACACUUAACAAGAUGUAGCUGAAUUUUGCUGUUUGCCAGUUUUGUUGUUGUCCUCCACCCAGUAUGUUUUUAUUUUUUGGUUGGUGUGUUUUAAAAGGAAUGCAUUUUCCAAACUGGCCAAGCAAAAAUCAUGGGUUCUGCAAAACGGGUAAUUAAAUUUGUCUGGCCUUAGCACUUUUCCGAUUCAUCAAGUCACGUCAGUAAUCCUGUUUGCUGACGUUCCUCGGCGCUGCUGCCUCAAUAAAAAGCCGGCCUGCUGCCCAUCCUUAUAUCAGCAGCUGUGUUACGAUGAUGGUUUUGUCAGGAAUCAGUGAUAUACACUUACACUGUAAUGGCCAAAAUGCCUCAGAGCUAUGCUGCCACAGAUAGGGGAAUAUAAAGGAAAAAUGAGUAAUACUUCCCAACCCCCACAGAAGGGCAGGGAGAACAUCUUUAUUGUUAUUGUGGUGAUAAUGAUGAUACGUCGGGGCCGGGAUGGACUUGGCAGAAAUGAUAGCGUGGAAGUGAACCGUCCUGCUUAUCUUACAAUAACUGUUUUACACUCAAGGAGAGGAGGGAUCCCACUUUCCUACAGGGCCAUAAAACGUCAGAGCACUCUUCCUCUUACACCAGCGUAAGCCCUGCGUUUUACAGGCCGCAGAACGGACUGGUCGGUCUAGACAAAUUAAGAUGUGUUUUACUUUUAGGAGUCGACGUGAGAGAGACUGUUGUGUGGACAGUAUUAUGUGUGAACUGUGAAGAACAUAUGUUAUACUGAUGAUGAAAAUGUUGUAGAUAAUAAAGACAAUUCUUUUGCUA